GUACUUUCAUUAAAAAAGUUAUGGGUCCCACAAUUAAGAAAAUGGAUGUUACUUCAUUUUCACGAUACUGUCAUUAUAAUGGCCUUUAUCUGGAAGUUUUUCUAUGCGUUAUUUGCAUUGCUGCUUCUGUUACAUACGAGUUUCAGUUUGGCUGAAGGAGCAAAGUGCGUAGAGAAUGAGAGAAAAGCUUUACUCUUAUUCAAACAAGGAAUCGUGCAAGACGACUCUGGAAUGUUAUCAACAUGGAGAGAUGGAGAUCAUGAAGACUGCUGCAACUGGAAAGGAGUUUAUUGUAGUAAUGAAACAGGUCACAUUCAAUUCCUUAAUCUUCGCAGUUCAUUUCCUUUGAGUGGUAAAAUUAAUAUUACUUCAUUGAGUGAAUUCCAUGACAUGGAAUAUUUGGAUCUCAGUGGCAAUGAUUUCUACCCAAGUGAAAUCCCAGAGUCCAUAGAGUCCUUUACCAAAUUGGUUGGAGAUCUCCCUUGGACGAUUGGAAACCUUUCAAAGCUGCAACAUCUCUAUCUUGGAUCUAAUUCUAUUGGUGGAGUAAUCCCUUUCCAGCUCGGAAAUCUUUCCAUGUUGCGAACAUUACAGCUUGGCGGUAAUUCUAAUCUCACAUUUGAUCAGCAGAGCAAUCAUGAUGCAAAGUGGCUAUCUGAGCUUUCUUCGCUAUCAAGUCUUGACUUGAGUUCUGUGAGUGACGUUGGCUAUUCUCAUCUCUGGCUACAAUUGAUUGGUGAACUGUCAAAACUUAGAGUUUUGCGACUAAGUGGAUAUGGCAUUUCUUAUACCCAUAAUCCUUCUUUGACUUCUUAUCCUUCAAAUUAUUCCUCUUCUCUUGUUAUCCUUGAUCUCUCUGGAAAUAACUUGAACUCAGCAUCAUUUCAAUGGCCCUUCAAUUUGAGCUCCAACCUUCGAGAGCUAUACCUACGUGAUUGUAAUCUUUCAAGUACUGAUCUUCAUUUUACAUUUUCCAAUUUUCAGCUUUCUUCUCUCAUCGUCCUUGACCUUUCUUACAAUAACCUGAUGUCACUAACAGCACUGAACUUCGGCUCCAAUCUACAAGUGCUUAAUUUGCAAACUUGUAGCCUUUUAUCUGAUAAUCUCAUUUUUACAGCUUUCAAUCCCAAUCUCACUUCUCUUGUCCAGCUUGAUUUCUCUUAUAAUUUAUUGACAUCAUCAUCCACAUUCCAUUGGAUUUCUAACUUCACCUUUAAUCUUCGUGAGAUUCAACUUCUUGAAAACUUGCUGGAGGGUCCCAUUCCAAAAGGUUUUGGAAACAUAAUGAACUCUCUAGAAGUCCUUGAUCUCUCUGGAAAUAAGCUAUGUGGUGAAAUACCAACAUCACUUGGGAAUAUAUGCACUUUGAAGCACUUAUAUCUUUCACACAAUAACUUUAGUGGGGAGCUUUCAAAUGGAAACAAUUUAGGAGGUGUAAUAACUGAAUCUCAUUUCAACAAGCUCUCUAAUUUGAAGGGGUUAUCACUGUCUGGCAAUUCAUUAGCCCUGCAAAUUAGCACUAGAUGGAUUGCCCCAUUUCAGUUGGAAGAUUUGGAAAUGGCUUCUUGUUUCAUACCAGAAUGGUUUUGGCCACUGAUAAAAUAUGCGGUUUCCAUGAACAUCUCAUAUAACAAUUUUGUUGGUGAAAUUCCAAAUUUAUCAUUGAAGCUCAGUACUGGAGCAAUAUAUUUGACAUCAAACAACUUUGAAGGUGCAGUUCCAUCAUUUUUUUCACGGGGUAAAGAUGACUUGUUCAAGAGGCUAGAACAACUUCUUAAAAGCAUUGAUCUAUCUAGCAAUGCUCUCACUGGUGAAAUACCCAAAGAAGUUGUAUCUUUAUUGGGAUUGGUUUCUUUGAAUCUAUCGAGAAACAAAUUAAGUGGAAAAAUUCCUCCUAAGAUUGGAAACCUAGGAUCAUUAGAAUUCUUAGAUUUGUCAAGAAAUAGAUUAUCAGGUCCAAUCCCUCAAAGUCUUGCUCAUAUUGAUCGCCUUAGUGUGUUAGACUUGUCAAACAAUCAUCUUUCCGAAAAUAUCCCAAAAGGCACACAAUUGCAGAGUUUUAAUGCCACAAGUUAUGAGGGAAAUCUUGAUCUCUGUGGAGCGCCACUUAACAAAAAGUGUCUUGAUGAUGAUGAAACACCCUCACCUCAAACAUCUAAUCAUUAUGAAGAUGAUGAUGACGACUCAUAUUUCACUCAGGACUUUUACUUGAGCUUGGGAUUGGGAUUUGCUUUUGGAUUUUGGGCCUUCCUUGGACCAUUGCUCUUCAAUCGCACUUGGAGACAAACCUAUUAUACAUUUGUAAGAAGAGUUACAGAUAGAGUCCAGAUCUUGAUGGCCAUUUAUGUGUCAAGGUACCUCACGAACAGAUAG
Neltuma alba is the source of this 2373-nucleotide messenger RNA. Its product is annotated as receptor-like protein EIX1. The record is from RefSeq and is a predicted model, not a curated record. NCBI's taxonomy places the organism in Eukaryota, Viridiplantae, Streptophyta, Magnoliopsida, Fabales, Fabaceae. The transcript has 6 exons. Gene Ontology annotation, molecular function: protein binding. The annotation marks the transcript as partial.